Molecule: messenger RNA, 699 nt
Organism: Phaeoacremonium minimum UCRPA7
Lineage: Eukaryota; Fungi; Ascomycota; Sordariomycetes; Togniniales; Togniniaceae
Exons: 2
Coding region: 1-699 (232 amino acids)
Source: RefSeq, a predicted model, not a curated record
AUGGCUUCCACCACAGCUCAGUCGACCGCCGACUCUGGCAAGGUUAACUUCCCUACUGAUGCUUCCCUGCCGGGCGAGCACUUCGAGGUCCGGCAGACUCACCCGACCGGGGACUACACGCCGGACCCGGGCAAGUCGCUGCCGAUUUCGCCGGCGCGCAAGGCCCUCAUUGACGACAUCAUCGCCCUCUACGAGAUGAAGCCGACGAUCGAGCGCGUCAAGCGCUACACCCCGGACUGCGUCUACAACGACCAGUUUGUGUACGCAAAUGACCGCUAUAAGAUGGCCGGCCAGUGGUUUGCCCUGCCGAAGCUGUUCAAGAGCGCAAAGAGCCACGGCUACCAGGUCGUGACCAACGAUAGGGACUUGAUUCAAUUCAGACAUGAAGAGGAAUGGACAUUCAAGAUCAUCCCGAAGACCGCAGUAAUAAACGCUCUGGUCAGCCUGUCGCUAGACCCUGCGUCUAUUGACUCGGACUUCAUUCGUGUAAAGUAUCACAAGGAUCAGGCGAAUGACAAAGACUACUCAAAUGAGGGCUUGGGAGCGACUUUCAAGAAGUGGCAAGCUGACAAUGUCGCAAAGAACAUGGACAGUUCUGAAGUCGCCGCGUUCGAGGCCGAUAAGAAUGCCGGAAAGGAGGAGAAGCGGCAGUACGGGACAGGGAAGAAGGAGGGUGAUGCACCUGUGAAGGAUUUGUAA